CGGGAAUGAGGAUUCAGCUCCGUGGCAUCACAGGAUGCAGGUGCAGCUGCAGAUAAGACGAAGGAAGAUGCCACUAAACCAACAACGGUCGCCACGUUAUUCGUAGACCAUGCUCUUCAGAUGCGCACCUCCUCCAACUUGCAACUGAGAAGCUGGCCUCUUACAGCAACCACAAACCCACAGACAUUAGUUGGUAUGCCAGUUUCCAGGCAAGACGUCGAGUUUCGUACUCUCGACGGCCUCACGCUUCGGGCGUGGCUGUUUGCCGCCAAGGAGAAGGGGCCGGGCAUCAUCAUGAUUCCUGGGGUGAGGAGCCAUGACGGAGAAGACGUUCCCCAUUUGCUAACGCAUCUCAGAUGAACUUCCCCAAGAGCGAACUCUACAACGACGUUGCAGAGUGGUUCCAGCGGGAGGGGUUCACCGCAAUGGUCUACGAUCCGCGGGGCGUCGGUGCCAGCGACGGCUCACCGCCGAACGAAAUCAACCCGGCCAAGCAGACCGAGGACAUACACGACGCCGUCACCUUCCUCAAAUCACUGCCGGCUGUCGACCCUAAGCGCAUCGCGGUCUGGGGCUACUCGCUCGGGGCCGCUGAAUGCCUCGCCGCUGCCGCCGUCGACCAGCGCAUCAAGCUAGUGGUGGCCAUUUGCCCGUCCGGCAACCCGUGGGGGGGCCACGAGCGAAACGACGAGCGCAACCGCGUCCUCGCGCGCGUCAUGCGCGACCGGGAAUCGCGGCUCCGGGGCAACUCACCGUUUGAGUUGCCGUUCAUGGGCGAAUCGGAGGCAUCCAUCUUCAACAUCCGAGUGCUCCGAGGCCGCAUGUCCGAGCAGCCGUACGAGGCCGUCCGCACCGGGCUAGCUUCUGUCGACGGGUACCGCAAUGUCAUCACCGUCCAGACACUGCUGCAUAUGGCGUCCUGGAACAUCAUGGAACUGAUGCCGAUGAUCUCGCCCACUCCGGUGUUUCUCAUCUUGGCCGACGAGGAUGAGAUACGGCGCGUCAGGGAGGGGGGCAGGGAAAUUUAUGAGGCUCUUGGAGAGCCAAAGCAACUGCACGUGGAGCCGGACCGGGGUCACCUUGACAUCCUAACCAACGAUGAGCGGUUCCCGGCUAUCAUGAAGCGGCAGGUCGACUACCUGAUGAAGUACUUUGGGGAGUGAGGGCAGUGAAGAGUAGCCAAUAUCGAUGUGCUGUCAUGUAGGCCUGUGGCAGCUGUGUAGAAGCUCCUUGAACAUCGUUUCGAGUCAUUGAUACCGCGUGCCACGCAGGCCCUGCCUCGAUUGCAGCACUAUUGUGUGGUUGUUCGAAGGCUAGGAUAUCGCUGGCCACGCAGGCGCCGCAACUGUUGUAUGUUCGUUUUGAAGGCUUGGAUCCUGUGCAGGCGUUGGCCCGACUGCAGCACUGUUGCGUGUUCAUGUCG
Messenger RNA from Chaetomium fimeti, 1423 nucleotides. RefSeq names its product Alpha/Beta hydrolase protein. Lineage: Eukaryota; Fungi; Ascomycota; Sordariomycetes; Sordariales; Chaetomiaceae. The transcript has a single exon. The coding region runs from base 357 to 1163 and encodes 268 amino acids. The record is from RefSeq and is a predicted model, not a curated record.